Molecule: messenger RNA, 1260 nt
Organism: Ochotona curzoniae (black-lipped pika)
Lineage: Eukaryota; Metazoa; Chordata; Mammalia; Lagomorpha; Ochotonidae
Product: proline-rich protein 2-like
Exons: 4
Coding region: 1-1260 (419 amino acids)
Source: RefSeq, a predicted model, not a curated record
AUGGGGUCCCCAGACCUCGACGCCCUGCCCGCCGGGCACCGACGACGCCCAGAGAUGGCGGGGAGCACAAACCGGCCGGGCCGAUUUCCUAGAGACUAUCCCAAAUCCCAACGAAGCUCCCCAAGCCUCCCAAGUGCACGGCAGGAGCAGUGGGGCCCGAAGCCGUCCUUCCCCGAGCUCAGGCGGCCAGUGCCUCCACCCAUGGGCGUCCCUUCUCACCUCAGCCCCGAACCGACCCCCGAAGGGGGCUCCCCCAGUCACCACAGCCCGCCAAACGACCCCCGAAGGGUUCCCUCGGCCACCCAGUCACCACAGCCCGCGAGCCAACCCCCGAAGGGCUCCUUCGGCCGCCAUAGCCCGCGAAACGACCCCCGAAGGGCUUCCCCAGUCACCACAGCCCGCGAACCGACCCCCGAAGGGGGCUCCCCCAGUCACCACAGCCCGCCAAACGACCCCCGAAGGGUUCCCUCGGCCACCCAGUCACCACAGCCCCGAACCGACCCCGAAGGGCUCCCCCAGUCACCACAGCCCCGGACCGACCCCCGAAGGGCUCCCUCAGUCACCACAGCCCCGGACCGACCCCCGAAGGGCUCCCUCGGCCACCGCAGGCAACGCCAAGGCCCGCCCCGUAGGUCCCACCCGUGCGGGAGUCGGGCCUGCCCCACGCGGCAAUGCGCCCAGGCCUCACUGCCUUCUGACUGGAACGCGGCUGAGCCGCGCGGCCGCCAGGGCCUGGGGCCCUCCAGCCACCAGUGUUUGGCGACAGUGGCCUACCCCAGCGAGGCCGACCCCUGCCAGGGCGCCCCGACCGGUCCCGUCUUCCCGCCCCACGCCCCACCUUCUCCGGGGGACCUCCUGGCCGCCAGUCCUCAACACCCCGUGGGCAGCGCCGAGCCGAGCGCCGAUUCACCAAUCCCAUCGAGGACUCCAGCCUGGCUAAGCCAAACUCCAAGCGAUGGAUCUGGAGGCGCCCACCCGCUCCCUGCUCCCCCUGCUCCAGAAGACAGAGUUAUCUCUAAGCAAGAAAUGGGAAACCUGAAAUUCACCCUGAUGGAUGACGGGGGAAUGGAAGACUGUGAGCAGAACCCACCACAGGAGAACCUCAACUCUUGCGCAGGCGCGCUGCAGCCGGUCGGCGGCGCCGAGCGCUGUGGAGUGCGCGUGCGCAAGCAGAGCAGCGCGGCGGGAAGUGUAUCCCCGGCGCGUUUGGCCGGCGGCGACCCCGUCGUCUGGAAGCCGAAGAAGUCCGAACGCCCUUAA